AUUACAACAUUUUCAGGUUAAAUUAUGUGAUUGGAAUGGAGAUGUAAAGAAUGUUCGAGAUAUAGACAUUGCCGAUGUUUUUGUGCAUUUGAUUAACAUUGGUUGGGAUCAAAAUCGCCUUCAUUCCUACAAAGAAGACAAGGGCUAUUUAUUAUAUCAGAACAAUCAUGUUGACAGUGUUCGAGUGUGCUUAUUGGAUUCAGAAUAUUCUUAUAUUAUGUGUAACACAAUGCCAGAAACCCGUCAAUCUGAGUACCCGUAUAGGACAUGGCUACUGGUAAAGGCUGAUGGCUAUAUCAUAUCAGGUGGCUGCUUCUGUGUUGCGGAUGAUGGUUCUUGCAAGCACUGCACAGCCCUGUCAUUUGCUCUUGCAGCUUUUUGCGACCGCCAUAAGGACAGGCAUACCGAGGUGGGGACCGAUGUGAAGUGUGUUUGGGACAAGCCCCGUAAGGAAAGCAAGCCUUGUCGCGUUAAGGAAAUUUGCAUCUCCCACAGGAAAGUUCCACUCAUCCCAAACAAAGAGGACUACCAGCCGUGCCCUACUCUCACCAGUGACAUUAACAGAGAAGUCGAAAAAGAACUGUAUACAAUGUGUCAAGGUACGGGUGCUCUUCUAUUACACACAUUAGACCCCCAUUCAGAUGAGGAGGAAGAUCAUCAUGAAGAUCCGCCUGAUAUGAUAGCUGCUUUGACACACACAAUUCAGACUGGAGAAUCCUUGAUAGGUUAUUUAAGAAAUGUGUAUAACUCUGAUAUUAUUCAGGAAGUUGAGCAGAUCACUUGUGGUCAAAGUGAAAAUGAAUUAUGGUACAAAUACAAUUAUGGUAGAAUAACAUCUUCCUUGUUUUCAAAAGUAUGCCAUUUUAGAGGGGGGGGGGUCAUGAUAAUUACAUCACACGUGAAAUUCUAAAUGAUAACCCCAAUGCCUUAAACACAGAUGCAGUAAGGUAUGGAAGACAGAAUGAAAUUGUAGCUAAACAAUUGUUUUUUGACAUGUAUGCUCGUGAUCAUGUAAAUGCAAAAAUGAGACCUUGUGGCUUAAACAUAUCUCAGCAACAUCCAUUUUUAGGUGCAUCACCAGAUGCAUAUUUGUCAUGCAAAUGUUGUGGGAAAGGUUUAAUUGAGGUAAAAUGCUCCUACUCCCACAGAAAUGAAACACCGUAUGAUGUUGCAGGUG
Messenger RNA from Saccostrea cuccullata (small rock oyster), 1177 nucleotides. RefSeq lists its product as uncharacterized. The transcript is spliced from 2 exons. The record is from RefSeq and is a predicted model, not a curated record. Lineage: Eukaryota; Metazoa; Mollusca; Bivalvia; Ostreida; Ostreidae. The coding region runs from base 218 to 910 and encodes 230 amino acids.